Scylla paramamosain (green mud crab) is the source of this 1792-nucleotide messenger RNA. RefSeq lists its product as uncharacterized. NCBI's taxonomy places the organism in Eukaryota, Metazoa, Arthropoda, Malacostraca, Decapoda, Portunidae. The coding region runs from base 317 to 928 and encodes 203 amino acids. Gene Ontology annotation, biological process: regulation of synaptic transmission, cholinergic; sleep; positive regulation of voltage-gated potassium channel activity. The record is from RefSeq and is a predicted model, not a curated record. The transcript has 6 exons.
AGUAGGUUGCUGGCGGUGGCGGGGAGAGGAACACAGAGAGAGAGAGAGGGUGACAAUGGAAGGUUUCGAGUGAUACCUGUAAUUAAGAGUGACCAGGUCUGAAGUUUACCUGCCGAAACACGAGAACAGGUGUGCGUGUGUGCGUGUGUACGUGUCCGUGGGUGUGUCUGCACGCACGCACGUACUCACGCCAUAUUAAAGAAUGAUAGUGAUGUAAAGUGAAUAUCUGCUACUACUACUACUACUACUACUGCUACUACUGCUGCUACUACUGCUGCUGCUACUGCUGCUGCUACGCCUACUUCAUGAAUUCAAAAUGAGAAGUGAGACAACAGAAAGAGGGAAGAGGGAGAGAAAAGAGGGAGGAAGUAGAUCUCUUCCUCCCCUCCACCCCCCUCCCUCCCCUCCAGCCCUCCGCCGGCCGCCCCUCCCCCUCUCCUUCCUCCUAGGACCCCUCCUCCUCUUCCUCCUCCUCCUCUUCUCUCUACCAGAAGGCUGCCAGGGGAUAGAUUGCUUCAAGUGUGUGUCAGUGAACGGGGACAAUCCAGGUUGCGAGGACCCGUUCCACAACAAUUAUUCUGUCACAAUGCUGGAGAGUCCGUGCAUGGCAGGACGCAAGGGGCGGGAGGGUCUCUUCCCCGCCACCGCCUGCAUCAAGCUGGCUGGCGUGUAUGAUGAGUCGAGGGAGCGCAUCGUGAUCCGCUCCUGCGCCCUGGACAGCGGCACGCUCACCACGGACACAGAGAUAAUACGUAUGUCUCACUGUGGAGGCAUUGUCUUCAACGGCAAAUACGUGAAGGGGUGUCUGCAAAGCUGUGACGACUACGAAGGUUGCAACUCAGCGCCUCCUUCAGGGACCUCGCACUCCUACAAUCAGACACUUGUAGCAGCCCUCCUUAGCCUCCUCCUCCUGCAGCGUUGGUCUUAGCACCCCCUCCUCCUCCUCCGCCGCCGCCUCCUCUUCUUCUGCAGUGUCCAGCCCGCCGUCAGCGCUUCGGAGGGCGUGAAAAGUGUGUGUUGGCGUUUUGAGUGGAGUUGGAGAGAUCCUGUCUAGGUGGUUUGGUCUGGCUGGCUGACUGGCUGGCUGGCUGACUGACUGGUUGACCGGUUAACUGGGUGAUUGGGUAGUUAGGUGGGUAGCUGGCUGACUGAAUGACUGGUUGACUGACUGACUGACUGGCUGGUUGGCUGACUAACUGGCUGACUGGGUGCGUGAUUGGUUGACUGGCUAACUGGCUGACUGAUCGACUGACUGACUGACUGACUGACUGACUGACUGACUGACUGACUGACAAAAUAAUUAUAAUGAAAGACUCGUAAAUGAAAAAAAAAAGUAAAUUGAAAAGAAAGAAAAAGGAAGAAAGGGAAAAAAAUAAGACGAAGAUUUGAAGACGGGGAGAGAAAAUAGGAAAAGUGAAGAAGGAAAAUAGUUUGAAUGAAUGACGAAUGAUAAGUAAGAAGAAAUGAGAGAGAAGGUAAUAGAGAAGGAAAAGAAGAAUGAGAGGAAUGAAGAAAAAACGUAGAAAAUAAAUAAAGAUGUGCUAAUAAUAAUAAUAAUAAUAAUAAUAAUAAUAAUGAAGGUUAAUGUGAAAAAUAUGAUAUGAAAGAAAAUUUUAGAUGAUUCAAAGGGAACAGGGGAAAAAAGAGAUAGAAAAUAAUGAUAAUAAUAAAAAUAAAUGAAAAUAUAUACAUAAAAGAAAUAUUUCGAUGUUUUUAAUGAGAGAGAGAGAGAGAGAGAGAGAGAGAGAGAGAGAGAGAGAGAGAGAGAGAGAGAGAGAGAGAGAGAGAGAGA